This is a messenger RNA of Hansenula anomala, 1665 nucleotides long. It is a transcript of the gene GAL1, whose product is annotated as galactokinase. Bases 188 to 1549 code for a protein of 453 amino acids. The record is from RefSeq and is a predicted model, not a curated record. Gene Ontology annotation, biological process: galactose metabolic process; carbohydrate phosphorylation. The transcript has a single exon. Gene Ontology annotation, cellular component: cytosol; cytoplasm. Gene Ontology annotation, molecular function: ATP binding; galactokinase activity. Lineage: Eukaryota; Fungi; Ascomycota; Saccharomycetes; Phaffomycetales; Wickerhamomycetaceae.
UAUCCCAACCUUCAAAGACCUCUCCUUCUACUCAUCAGAGGACCCAAAGACAAAAACCAGAUAUGACAACCUCAUCUCUCAAUUCAAUUCCAACUAUGCAACUACACCCCAAUUCAUUGCCCGUUCUCCAGGUCGUGUCAACUUGAUUGGUGAUCAUAUCGACUAUUGUUACUUCUCUGUACUGCCAAUGGCUUUAGAUGCUGAUGUUAUAGUUGCGGUAUCUACAAAUAAUACCAAUACAAUCACUCUAUCAAAUACAAACAAACAAUUCCAACAAGAAACUUUUCAAUUACCUUCUGAUGGUUCAGUUAUUGAGAUUGAUCAAUCAAACUUCUCUUGGGUCAAUUACUUCAAAUGUGGGUUAAUAGUGGCCCAUAAAUUCAUCUUGGAAAACCAUCCAUCUUUACUCAAAUCCAAUCUCAAAGGUUUAAACCUUUUAUUUGAUGGUAAUGUCCCAACUGGUGGUGGCUUAUCAUCUUCUGCCGCUUUUUGUGUUGCUUCAACUUUAGCCGUUCUAAAAGCAAAUGGUGUUGAUUCAAUUUCAAAACAUGACCUAACCAAAAUAACCGUGGUUUCUGAACAUUAUGUUGGUGUAAACACUGGUGGUAUGGAUCAAUGUGCCUCAAUCUAUGGUGAACAAAAUAAAGCCUUAUUAAUCCAAUUCAAACCGGAAUUAAUUGGAAUCCCUUUCCAAUUACCAAUCUUGAAACCCUAUGAUAUGGUUUUCCUCAUUACAAAUAGUUUGGUUUCCGCAAAUAAACAUGAAACUGCUCCAAUUAACUAUAAUCUAAGAGCUGUGGAAGCCGCUGUUAGUGCUGAAUUCUUGGCUAAAAAAUUCAAUUUAUCACUAGUUCAAGAUUCAAAUUUAUCAACUGGUUCUCUAAGAGGGUUUAUGGAUGAUUAUUUUGAAAAAAUUGAAAACAAACCUCAUUGGGAUGGUCAAGAUAUUUACUUGGGUAUUGAAAGAUUAUCAAAAUUAAUGAAAUUAAUUGAAAUUGAAUUCAAUAAUGAUGAAAAAUUAGGAUUCACCACUGAAAUGGCUGCAAACUCGUUGAAUUUAUCAAUUGAUCAAUUCCAUUCAAAAUUUUUGAAUAAAUUCCCAGUGGAAUAUUCAAAAUUAAAACUUUAUCAAAGAACAAAACAUAUCUUUGGUGAUGCUCUUAGAGUUUUACAAGUUUUAAAAUUAUUUAAAGAAUCAAAUGAUACUAUUCAAAAUCAUCAAGAUUCAAUUGAAUUUUGUAAAUCAUUUGGGAACUUGUUAAAUCAAUCUCAAUUAUCAAAUAAAAAUCUGAUUGAAAAUUCAAAACCAAAAUGUGAUGAAUUAUGCCAAAUUGCCUUGGAAAAUGGUUCUUAUGGUUCAAGAGUUACAGGUGCUGGAUUUGGUGGUUCUUGUGUCCACUUAACAACUUUUGAUAAGUUACCAAAGUUGAUUAAAGCUAUUGAAAUUGAGUAUUAUCAAAAAAAUUUCCCAAAUUUAUCAAAAGAUGAAUUGAAACAAGUUAUCUUGGUUUCAAAACCCGCAACUGGUAGUUGUAUUGUGGAGUUGUAAAUAAAGUAAACCAAUUGAGUGACAAUUAGUCUAUAGACCAAUGAAAUGAUUAUUUUCCUGAUUAUAAUAUAAUUGUGGAACUAGAUUCUUUUGUAGUUGACAUUCAUUAAAUCAUA